Pimephales promelas (fathead minnow) is the source of this 2985-nucleotide messenger RNA. It is a transcript of the gene atl3, whose product is annotated as atlastin 3. Gene Ontology annotation, molecular function: GTPase activity; GTP binding. Lineage: Eukaryota; Metazoa; Chordata; Actinopteri; Cypriniformes; Leuciscidae. The record is from RefSeq and is a predicted model, not a curated record.
GCGGUGGGAGGUUCUUUGACGGACAAAGUUGUGUUUAUUAAAACUGGACGUUCAUAUUCUGGAACAGAACACGCGGAAGGUCUUCAGUGAAAAGCGAAGGACAAGAAAGCCUGUGAUAUAGGACAAAGGAUGCGGGGUGAACCGGGGCCAGUCCAAAUUGUGACAGUCAACAAGGAGGAUCACUCCUUUGAUCUGGAUACAGAGGCUCUCAGUCGAAUUCUUUUGGCGCCUGAGGUUCGAGAUAAGGAUGUUGUGGUGGUGUCUGUCGCUGGAGCCUUCCGAAAAGGGAAAAGUUUCGUUUUGGAUUUCAUGCUCCGAUACAUGUAUAGGAAGCCUGGUCAGGACUGGCUUGGGCAGGAAAAUGAGCCACUGACAGGUUUCUCCUGGAGAGGAGGCUCCGACCCAGAGACCAUCGGCAUCCAUCUGUGGAGUGAAGUUUUCAUUGUCCGGAAGAUGGAUGGAAGUGAGGUUGCAGUGCUUUUAAUGGACACACAAGGAGCGUUUGAUUCUCAGUCCACAGUGAAAGAUUGUGCCACCAUCUUUGCCCUCAGCACCAUGACUAGUUCUAUCCAGAUUUAUAACCUGUCACAAAAUAUCCAGGAAGAUGAUCUACAGCAACUUCAGCUGUUUACAGAGUACGGGCGACUUGCAAUGGACGAAAUCUUUCUGAAGCCUUUUCAGUCGCUUAUGUUCCUGGUCAGAGACUGGAGUUUCCCAUAUGAGUAUAAAUUUGGGUUUGAGGGAGGAAGCAGUUUCUUGGACAAACGUCUUCAAGUGAAGCAGACUCAGCAUGAGGAGCUUCAGACAGUGAGAGAGCACAUUCACUCCUGUUUCACCUCCAUUUCCUGUUUUCUCUUACCACACCCUGGCCUGAAGGUGGCAACAAGCCCUGCAUUCAAGGGACAGCUGUGUGAUGUGGCUCCAGAUUUUAAGGAACAGUUACGUCAACUCAUUCCCAACCUGCUCAAGACUGACCAGCUGGCUGUGAAAGAGAUCAAUGGGAAUAAGGUGACCUGCAGAGGCCUGCUGGAGUACUUCAAAGCAUAUAUUAAGAUAUAUCAGGGAGAAGACCUUCCACACCCUAAAUCCAUGCUAGAGGCCACAGCAGAGGCCAAUAACCUUGCAGCGGUGGCGUCAGCCAGAGACCAGUACUACAAGAAUAUGGAGAAGGUAUGUGGUGGAGAUCUCCCUUAUGUGUCUCCUGACUCACUGGAGGAAAAGCACCGCUUCUUCCUGCAGACGGCCCUUCAGCUCUUCUCCAGCACUAAGAAGAUGGGUGGGCGGGAUUUCUGUGACCGAUACAAGGAACAGUUGGAAACAGAGCUGAUGGAGCAGUGGGAGUCCUUAAAAAAGCACAAUGAGUCCAAGAAUGUUUUCAGUGCCUUCCGGACACCUGCAGUGCUGUUUGUCCUGAUCUGCCUCCUGUAUGUGCUGUCAGGAAUUUUGUACUUCAUUGGCCUGGAAACUAUUUCCUUUGCAUGUGACUGUGUAGUUGGUCUAGCCAUGAUUGCUAUGCUGACCUGGGCCUGUAUCCGGUACUCUGGCCAGUACAGAGAAGUAGGCACAGCCAUAGACCAAGCUGCUGGAGUAAUACUAGAGCAGGCCACAGAUGUGGUAAACAAGACAAGAGGCCAGGUUCAGGUGGCUGCACAACAUAAGAAGACUAGAUAGCUUCUUGUCCUGGCAUCUUCAGUUUGAUUGAGAUGUAAACUGCACAGACGCGACCAAUGAUAUGAUACCAAAUAUUGCUGAUCUCCGAAUAUAGGACUUAAAUCUCUCCUUAUAAUUCAGGUUGACUGAUUUUUUGCAAGAUGUCUUAAACCAGAUUUUUAAAUAUCAACACAAAUAUGAAUAUAAACCAAAUAUCACAAACCAGCAGUUUUUCAGGGACAUUUGUGUAUUUAGCACAAGGGCUCUCUCCACAGAGCUGCAUUGAUACGUUUACAGUUGUUCGUUCCUGUACAGCCAAAUACAUCCUCCAUAGCAGGUCAAGGUCGUGUAACUUUUGGAUUGCACUUGCAUUGCGCUCUGUUGGUUUGUUCUCUUUAGCCAUGAAUACCUUUGCACAUGAACUGCCAUUUUCAUUAAGGCUUGAGCUUGAUAUGAUGUUUAGUAUUAAAAGUGUAAAUACACUAUUAUCUGACCUUUGCUAGACCUGGUUUAUAAGCUGUGUACCAAACUGUGGCCUUUCUGUGCAUUCCAUCUUGUAUACAUACAUUUAUGAAUUCUGCGAUAAAUCCUGUCAAUAAGUUUGUUUCACUUUGUUUCAUCAGGGUAACAAACAUAUUUUAUUCCGUUCCAAUGGACUUCUUGAGUGCUCGAUUGGUCCUGUACACCCCCUUUUAACUGCUGGCAUGUUGUUGGGUGUUCAAAACCAUCCUGACGCAUGAUUAAGUUGGAAUGAAAGUAUUGAUAGAAAAGCCAAUAUUAACUGUUAUAAAAUGCCUUGAGGAAAGCUCAGUCAUUGUGCACUAUUCUGUAACUUACUAUUGUUAUCAGGUUCAUAUUUGCAUAUCAUAUUAGUAAACACCUGAUUUGAUUCUGUUUUUUUGUUGUUGUUUUUUUUAGUAGUUUGAGCACUGUUGCGUCUUACUAUCAUUUCGUUUUCAUUUUUGUCAUAUGACAUUCCUCUUUCAUGUAUGAUUUGGCAGUGAAAGUGUAUACCUGGAUAAUUCAGUUUCCAGACAUAUGAUAGUAUGUGAAAGCAGAUCUGUUUUUGUUUUUCAGAUUUUUACAGACAAUGACAAUAUGUGUUUGCCCCCAAGGCAAGUCUGUAAUGUGUCUGUGGCAUUGUUCUUUGAUGCAUUCCACCAAAGCCUCGUUUGUUGGGUUUUGAAUGUGUCCGAUCUCUUCACGUUUUCAAUAGAGUGGACCUGCCUAAACUCACCUACCAGGGAUCAUUCUCUGUCCCUGUUUAUACUUUUUACUGCUGCAUACACUUUACAUUAUAUAUUCAACCCUAAAAAUAAACAAAUAAGCAUGCAA